Molecule: messenger RNA, 420 nt
Organism: Theileria equi strain WA
Lineage: Eukaryota; Apicomplexa; Aconoidasida; Piroplasmida; Theileriidae
Product: signal peptide-containing protein
Exons: 1
Coding region: 1-420 (139 amino acids)
Source: RefSeq, a predicted model, not a curated record
AUGAGUGCUAUUAUUCGCCAAAUCAUUUUAUUCCUAAUUAUCUCAAGACUUGGAUGUUGCGGUGAUAGUUCCGAUAAAAGCUCCAGAAUGCUAGUUAAACUUGACAUUUCUAAUAUCGGAAACCUUGUCUACAUAUCUCACAAAGCUGAACCUCCUAUUUCUCGUACAAUAUAUUAUCUAAAAAAGGACGACACCUUCAUUUCCAUCGCUGAUUCUGGAGUUAUAAUAUGGGAAGCUUAUGGUGGAGAAGUUGCUGUUGAUGUAGUAGUGUAUUCAAAGGACAGCAUUCCUCUACUAAUUACACUACUCAUUCAGGAUUGUGCUCAGUUCAAGUACGUACAUUUUGAAAAGGCAGAGACAUGGAAACAAAUUUCUAAGGAAACAUAUAUAGAAAAACUUGUGGAGCUGAGGACUUCCUAG